AUGGCGCCACACUCGGACCUGCUCCGUGACAUUAAGCACAUACAAUCAUGCUCCACUUUCUUGAUCCGGUCCGGCCUGACACUUACGGUGGUCCAUGACAGUAGUAUUGCCGAACGCCAGAAGAGCUAUUCAGUAGCGUGCUUGGAGCAACUUCAGCAUGAUCAUCUGUAG
Messenger RNA from Aspergillus niger, 171 nucleotides. RefSeq lists its product as uncharacterized. Lineage: Eukaryota; Fungi; Ascomycota; Eurotiomycetes; Eurotiales; Aspergillaceae. The record is from RefSeq and is a predicted model, not a curated record. Bases 1 to 171 code for a protein of 56 amino acids. The transcript is spliced from 2 exons.